CUAAUAAAAAUAGCAUGAGUCACGUCUAAAAUCAGGAUGUAUACUAUUUAAGAUUUGCCCCUUUCGUCAUCCAAAAGACUUGUCAAUACAUGGAAUUGCAUGCUGCUUUUCCCCAUUAAAUCUUCCAUGUUUGCUUCUUCUUCUUCUUCAACUACCUACUAGUACUUAUCUACUCCUUUUUUCUCCCUAUUCUCAGGAAUCUCUAGAUAUUUUUUCAUUCUUAUCAAUUAAUUUCUUUUUGUAAAACCCUAAUUUCCGACGAAUUCUUCGUCCAGAUUUUGGGUGUGAUUUUGUAAAUGUCGUCGGUUAAUGCAACUUACAGUGGUAGAAUUAGUAGUAGUAAUGGCAUUGUGAAUUCUAACACAAUUCAAGGAGAUGCGAAUAGAAUUACAGCAAGUAAUAGUAGUGGUGGAGGUGGAAGUAGAGAUUCAUUGAAAUUAUAUGAAGCGAUUAUAUUUUCUGGACCAAUUGUGCUCACAUUGAUUAUCCUUUUCUUGUUUUACUUCUUUUAUCUUCGUCGUCAUAGUGUUGAUUGGUCUUCUCUUCGUAUGCGAGCUUCUAAUGCUGCUGCAGCCGCCGGUUCCGAGGAUGUUGGGGUGAAGAAAGAGGUUGGAUUGAAGAAAGAAAUUAGGGAAAUGCUGCCUAUUAUUGUUUUUAAAGAGAGCUUUUCUGUCAGAGAUUCACAAUGUUCAGUGUGCUUAGGGGACUAUCAAGCAGAAGAUAAGCUUCAACAAAUACCUGGGUGUGGUCAUACAUUUCAUCUGAACUGCAUCGACCAUUGGCUAGCCACUCAUACAACCUGCCCUCUAUGUCGCCUUUCACUCAUCAGUCCAUCUAAAAGUCCUCCAGCCUCAGAGCCUGAUAGUCAUAAUCCGACUGGCAGUCAAAUUAACAACUCAGAAAAUACUGAUGACUUUCUUCAGCAAAAUAGACUCCAAAUUGUAUGAAUGCUUACAGCUUCCGUUUACUUAGGUGAUGGGUAUGUGAGGUUUCUCUAAAGAUUAUACAUACAUGUAACCAGAAAACGAAAGCUAGGAUCAAUGUAGCUGCUGGUAAACCUGAUUAGCAGUUCUAAUGCCUGUGACGUUAUUGCUGUUGUGUUGUGAUAUUGUGGAUUGCGGGUGAGGGUUCAGCUGUAGCUUCGACAUUUUCCACUUUUGUUCGAGGAAUUAGGAUUCACUAAAAACUAAGUCCAUGUGAACUCAUAGGGCUGUGUAGAAUCAGAACUGGUUGCAUCAUGCCACUGUAUGUCAACAGAGAAAUUGCAGUCUAAGGGUCCCAAUUACUUAGAAGUUAGAAGGGGACUAAUGUUAAUGUGUUGUCUUUUAGUAUUACCAUGUAAAAGUAUGCAAAAUUUUAAUAAACAGUAUUAAUGAUUUCUUGUGGUUGGGUGUAGUGAAAACUAUGUAAAUUUUGAUUUGCAUUUUUAUGAAAUUCUUUACACGUUGGUUUACUCCA
Molecule: messenger RNA, 1458 nt
Organism: Amaranthus tricolor (Joseph's coat)
Lineage: Eukaryota; Viridiplantae; Streptophyta; Magnoliopsida; Caryophyllales; Amaranthaceae
Product: RING-H2 finger protein ATL7-like
Exons: 3
Coding region: 297-947 (216 amino acids)
Source: RefSeq, a predicted model, not a curated record